Messenger RNA from Ciona intestinalis (vase tunicate), 2172 nucleotides. The record is from RefSeq and is a predicted model, not a curated record. NCBI's taxonomy places the organism in Eukaryota, Metazoa, Chordata, Ascidiacea, Phlebobranchia, Cionidae.
GCCCAAGACAGAGGUUGUUGUUCCACCCAAACCAUCACAUGACCUUCAAGGCCUCACAUACAUACCCCAUACAUUGCAACACACAUUAUCCAGCACCUCUGCUGAUGAAUUGUUGUCUGGAAGUCCAGAAACUGACACUUCACCAGCACAUAAACCGGUUCUGGUUCCAGUACGAGCUGAUGAAGAAAAUAUUGUCGUUCGUCGAAUUGAGGAAAUACCGUAUAAAGGAGAAGCUGAACUGAUGCAGUUUAAAACUGACACAGAAGCUUUUCAUCGCAAAAUAUCUUCACUGCUUACCAAGACACCUGGAACACUGUGCCAGCUUGACAAAGAUUGGAAACAACUUUCCGAGCAGCAAGAAAAGUAUUCUCGACAACUUUCAACAGCGAUCGGUCGUUGUUCUUCUUACAAAAAUCGAUUCCAAGAUAUUUUACCAUUCGAUCAAAGCAGGGUUUUGUUGUCAGAGUCAAAAGAUGAUUAUAUCAAUGCCAGUUUGGUGGAUGGUAUCUCAUGUUACUCACCACGAUUCAUUGCCACUCAGUCACCCCUACCUGCUUCUUCUGCCGAUUUCUGGUUAAUGGUUCAUGAACAACAAGUCAACCUCAUCGUAAUGUUGGUCAGCAAAAAUGAUAUUCCAAAGAAAUGUGCCAUGUAUUGGCCUGAAGAUCGGAACAUAUUACAAAAGCACGGACCGCUGUCUGUUACUUUCACAACGAGUCGUGUACACGAGACAUACAUCGAACGUACUUUCACACUGAAGCACGCGAAAAGUAGUUUACCGAGAUCUGUCAUUCAACUCCAGUUUACUGCAUGGCCUGAACAUGGUCUCCCUUCUUCGUCACAUGACCUGUUAUCGUUCAUGCGUAUCGUUUACACUUUCCACUCACAACAGCGAAGUUUACAAUGUCCCAUCAUUAUUCAUUGCGAAAACGGUGUGGGACACACGGGAACAUUCUGCUCUGCUUAUUCUUCCAUCCAGGACAUGGAUGCAGGAUUAGGGAUCCCAGAUGUUCUCAACAUCGUUCAUAUGAUGAGGAAGAAGAGGAAGUUUAUGGUUCAAGAAAAGGCCCAAUUGAAGUUUGUGCACGACUUGGUUUAUCUUCAUGCUGCCGACCUCUUGCUUCAACGUGGAGUUCAAGUUGAUACAAAACAUGCUAUUCCACAAUCUCCUGUGCUGACACAUCAACCUACGCACCAAACUUCUACUUCGAAUGCUUUUGAUGUUUUUGGUAGCAGUGCAUUGUCUUCUAUUAAAGCAAGUGUAGAAAAAAUGACAGUAAAGCCUGAAAAGGUAGUUCCGACGAACACAGCAGACACGAUGCAGAAUAAUAAUGAGAUUGAAAACAAUUUUACGCCUACCAACGAUUCCACAGCUGUGAUGUCACAAACGCAUAUGACAUCACACUUAGACGCUCUAAUGGGAAGCAACAUGAGUGACCUUGUUCAGGGAACAAUCACACCAUGUGAUGUCACAAACACUAAGAAAUUGCCUCAAACACGUUCACCCGACAUAGUGGUACCAGAUGUGGUUCAAAAUUGUAGCAAACCAGUUUUGGCAACAAACAACACUCCGUCAGCACCAAAACCUGAUACCAGUGAAGUGAAGGCACCAGUACCAACUAACAACAGCGAACCAGCAUUGAAUCCACCAAAAGAAACCAACAUUUCAAUUUUAGACCAGCUUACUCCAGAGUCAUUUACACUAGGUGCGCCAGAGAGCAAGGACAAGAAGAAAAUCACAAAAGCUGACUUUUACAAACCACGUGAUGGGAUUGGUCCAAAAUCUGAUGCGAGUGAUCCGUUUGGAGACUUAGACCCCCUGUGGAGCUUAAAAAAGUAAUCGCUCCAAAUAUUUUCUUCUAAUUUUAAACGUUUCAUAAUCAUUUGAUGUGUUAUUUAAAUGUUUCUUGUGAAAAUGAUCUAUGUCUGCUUUAAAAUAUACUAUUACGAACAGUUUAUGUCUCCACAAGGACACAGUUAUUUGUGCUGUUAUAUACCCAAGCGUGGUGUAGCCAUCACAUGUGUAAACAUUCUGUGCAAUGGACUAUUCUUACAGUUUAGAGUUGUUUAUAUUUAUGAUUCUUAUUUUUCCUCAUUCAUGUAUCCGUUGUAUGCGGUGUGCUUCUAACUAAUCGUCCAUGUUUGUCGUAUUAAAAACACUAUAUAUAUAAA